AUGACCCCGCCUCCGGCUACGACAAACGCUUCGAUCACGCCAACUUACAAGACGUUCGACGACCUUGAAGGCAAGUUUUGGGAGUGGAACUACUCCUCCUCGACACGAAGAGGAGAAGAUGCCAUGGAGAAAGAUAUGAAGGAUGGUAAUAAAACGAGAGGGGUGGUGAUGGAGUCAGGAGUCUGCAAUUUCUGCAUCAUUGUAUUGUUCUGGUGUUGUAAAGAGUGA
Molecule: messenger RNA, 228 nt
Organism: Microthlaspi erraticum
Lineage: Eukaryota; Viridiplantae; Streptophyta; Magnoliopsida; Brassicales; Brassicaceae
Source: the annotation of a GenBank genome assembly